Messenger RNA from Myzus persicae (green peach aphid), 888 nucleotides. RefSeq lists its product as uncharacterized. The record is from RefSeq and is a predicted model, not a curated record. NCBI's taxonomy places the organism in Eukaryota, Metazoa, Arthropoda, Insecta, Hemiptera, Aphididae.
GUUGAUGAACAAUUAUUAGCGUUUCGAGGUCGUUGUUCAUUCAAACAAUACAUUCCUAGCAAACCGGCCAAGUAUAGAUUAAAAAUGUUUGCGUUAGUUGAUGCCAAAACAGCUUAUACAUUUAAUCUUGAAGCUUAUGUAGGUACUCAACCUGAAGGGCCAUAUAAAUGUAAAAAUUCUGGUGAAGAUAUUGUUCUUAGACUUGUACAACCAGUAGAAGGAAGUAACAGAAAUAUUACAGCUGACAACUGGUUCACAAGUUUUCCACUAAUAAAAAAAUUAAAACACAAUAAAAAAUUAACAUAUACAGGCACUAUAAGAAAAAAUAAAAAAGAGCUACCAUCAGAGUUUUUACCAAAUAAAAAUAGAGAACUGCAUAGCUCGAUUUUUGGAUUUCAAGAAGAUUAUACAAGUCACUAAUGAUUAGUGUCAUAUUGUCCCAAAAAAAAUAAAGCUGUAUUAGUUGUGUCAAGUAUGCACAAUGACGACACAAUUGACGAAGAAAAUCAUGCAAAAAAACCUGAAAUGAUUACUUUUUAUAAUAAAACUAAGAUCGGUGUUGACUUAGUAGACCAACUAUGUGAAAAAUACAAUGUGGCUAGGAAUACUCGUAGAUGGCCAAUGGUUAUUUUUUAUGAUCUACUGAACAUAUCUGCUAUAAAUGCUAUUUGUAUAUACAAAGCAAACAAUUUAAAUUCAAAAAUUUCAAGAAGGCAAUUUAUUGAAAAUAUUGCAUGGGAACUACUGAAACCUCAAAUUGAGUACAGAUCAACGAUUACUAAACUACCAGUAGAAUUAAGACGACGUGCACGUGUACUUCUAGGUAUCGAAGAGCCUUCAAUUUCAGAAAUACCAGAAAAUCUUCCAAAUUAUGUGGGUCGAUGUUAU